Oncorhynchus keta (chum salmon) is the source of this 4174-nucleotide messenger RNA. Its product is annotated as alpha-tocopherol transfer protein-like. Gene Ontology annotation, cellular component: membrane. Lineage: Eukaryota; Metazoa; Chordata; Actinopteri; Salmoniformes; Salmonidae. The record is from RefSeq and is a predicted model, not a curated record. Gene Ontology annotation, molecular function: phosphatidylinositol bisphosphate binding. Bases 174 to 1223 code for a protein of 349 amino acids. The transcript has 6 exons.
UGAUAAAACGUUCAGAAAAUCGACAUGGAAUUAUGAUAUAUUACAAAAAAAAAAUCGACCCUGGAAAUACUAAUUCCAUUGGCUGGGAUUCUGAAGCCGCAGUGGCGUGCAGCUAGCCUCAGCGUCACGAGUGCAGCGCUGUCAAAAUCAGCAAUUAUGAGAAAUUGGCCAAAAUGAUGUCUGAAGAAAGUGAGCCCAUGAGGCACAUUGAUCUUGGGUCUCCUUCUCUGGAACAACCAGCGGCUGGUCACUGGUUCCCUGGCCCUCCCCCGCCCGUCUACUCCUGCACUCUGACUCCUGAGCUGGUGGCCAAGGCCCGGGAGGAGCUACAGGAGAAGCCAGAGUGGAGGCUGAGAGACGCACAGGCCCUGAGGGACAUGGUGCUGAAGGAGCAGCCUAACCUCCGGACCAGGCUGGACGAUGCCUUUCUCCUGCGCUUCCUACGGGCCAGGAAGUUUGACUAUGACCGUGCCAUGCAGCUGCUCCUCAACUACCACACCAGCCGGCGGGCCUGGCCCGAGGUCUUCCAGGACCUGAAGCCCUCCACGGUCAAACAUGUGUUAGACCUGGGCUUCCUGACCGUUCUGCCCCAUCCGGACCUUAAUGGAUGCUACAUCCUCUGUCUUAGACCUGGAAAAUGGAAAGCAAAUGACUAUCCAUUUGAGGACAACAUCCGGGCCGUUUACCUGACUCUGGAGAAGCUGAUUCAGCCAGAGGAGACUCAGGUGAAUGGGAUCGUCAUCUUAGCAGACUACACUGGGGUGGGCUUGUCCCAGGCAUCCAAUCCGGGCCCGUUCCUGGCCAAGAAGGUUGUCAGCAUCCUUCAGGAUAGCUUCCCAAUAAGAAUCAAGGCUGUUAACAUCAUAAAUGAGCCCCGGAUUUUCAAAGGGAUCUUUGCAAUAAUUAAGCCUUUCCUGAAGGAGAAGAUGGCAGAGAGGUACGUUCUCCACGGGUCAGACCUGCGCUCUCUGCACCGCAAAAUUCCUCAAUCCGUCCUGCCAGAGGAGUAUGGUGGAGUGGCCAGACACCUUGACAUGUCAGCCUGGUCAAAGACUUUACUGGACUCUGAGGAGGAGUUUAUAGUGGAGUUCUGCCAGCCAGAUCCUCUAGAGGGCGUAGUCCUCCCAGACUCCAUGCUGUUUGAAGGGGAGCAGCCUGGUGGUGGUGCCAGGGAUGACGACACCUUCAGGGGGCUACGCUCUCAGCUCUACUACUGUUACUGAUAAUGACCACCACCACCUCUCGCUACUAUGAGGAUACUAGCCUGGUCCCAGAUGUGUUUGUGCUGUCUUGCCAACUCCUAUGGUCAUUGAUGUGACAUUGACCAUAGUUGGUAAAACAGAACUAGAUCUGGGACCAGACUGAGGACACCACUGUUUAUUUUUCCCACUAAUUGUUCUUUUGACCAAUCACAUCAGAUAUUUUUUUAGAUCUGAUUGGUUUUCACUAAUUGGUCUUUUGACCAAUCAGAAUAAGGCUGCCUGUAUAAACGCAGCAAAAGUUAUUUAGUAGAAAUCACUACAGGAAGAGCUAAAGAGAUGUCUGGGCCCAUAUUCAAAAAGUGUUUCAAGAGUAGGAGUGCUGAUAUAGGAUCCGUUUUUACCUUUGAGAUCAAAAUGAAUAUGGGGCCUACUACACUCCACAUUGGCCAAGCAUAAGGCAACUUCAGGUUCUGGUAAGGAAGCUUUACAGGAGCUGCUAAUGCAUGUAUACUUAUUUAGUAGUUUGUGCCUCUAUUUUAAAAUGGCUCUGAUUUCCAUUGUAAGAUUUAUUUCCCAUAGAGGAAGACGUUUGACUGUGCCCAUUUGAAAUGCCACUCACUUCCACUUUUUCCUUAAUUUCUCAGAAUACAUGUAGAGGCUCUUCAUUGGCAUGGUGAUAUUCAAACACUGUGUAGUUACAGAAUACAAGUACCGAGGCUCUUCAUCUGCAUGGUGAUGUUCAAGCACCAUGUAGUUACAGAAUACAAGUACCAUGGCUCUUCAUCGGCAUGGUGAUAUUCAAGCACCAUGUAGUUACAGAAUAGAAGUACCGAGGCUCUUCAUCUGCAUGGUGAUAUUCAAACACCAUGUAGUUACAGAAUACACGUACCAAGGCUCUUCAUCGGCAAGGUGAUAUUCAAACACCAUGUAGUUACAGAAUACACGUACCGAGGCUCUUCAUCGGCAAGGUGAUAUUCAAACACCAUGUAGUUACAGGACACAUACUUUGCCUUAAUCUAUUUUUGAUAAUUAUAGAUAUGCAAGGGGUUAUGAAUGGGGUUUAAUUUGUAUGUAAUCAUACAAGUAUGCCACUUUUAUCCAAAGCAACGUACAGUGCAGUGAGUGGAUAGCGUACAAUUGUAGCAUGUGUAUGUAAUUCCAGCAGGAAUUGAAACCCAUGAACUUGCCUUUGCUGGCGCCAUGCUCUUCCUGAACCACUCAAGACCUGUAAUGUCUGAGUUACUGAGCGCCAAAGCCUACAGUGUACCUUCAUGGCAGUGUACCUACAUUAUCAUUGAAAAGUUUGAGGUCACUUUGAAAUGUCCUUGUUUUUGAAAGAAAAACACUUUGUCCAUUAAAAUAAUAUCAAAUUGAUCAGAAAUACAGUGUAGACGUUAGUGUUGUAAAUGACUAUUGUAGCUGGAAACGGUUGAUUGGAAAAAAAAAAAAAGGAAUAUCUACAUAGGCGUACAGAGGCCCAUUAUCAGCAACCAUCACUCCUGUGCAUGUUGUGUUAGCUUAUCCAAGUGUAUCAUUUUAAAAGGCUAAUUGAUCUUUAGAAACCCUUUUGCAAUUAUGUUAGCACAGCUGAAAUCUGUUCUGAUUAAGGAAGCAAUAAAACUGGCCUUUAGACUGGUUGAGUAUCUGGAGCAUCAGCAUUUGUGGUUUCAAUUACAGGCUCAAAAUGGCCAGUAACAAAGACUUUAUUCUGAAACUUGUCAGUCUAUUCUAGUUCUGAGAAAUGAAGGCUAUUCCAUGCGAGAAAUUGUCAAGAAACUGAAGAUCUCGUACAACGCGGUGUACUACUCACAGAACAGCGCAAACUGACUCUAACCAGAAUAGAAAGAGUGGGAGGCCCCGGUGCACAACUUAGCAAGAGGACAAGUACAUUAGUGUCUUAGUGUAAAAAAAAUGUGCUUUUAAAAAACGAGGACAUUUCUAAGUGACCCCAAACUUCUGAAUGGUAGUGUACCUACAUGACAGUGUGACACCAAAGCAAUAUUGAUGCACAUUUGUUCAUAUUAAUACUAAUUUAACUAGUCCUGAUCAGUUGUCACUCAUGCUGAUUUGAUUUCCACCACUAGCAUUGUAAAUUGUGGAUAGUUGUAUGAUAUAAAAGUACUAACUACAGUGUUACAUUAAAGUUAACAUAGCUCAAAUUAACAUGAACAUUUUUUACAUUUAAUAGCUAGUAUGUAGAUGAAAUUGCCAUGUUUAUGCAUUGUUCUAGACAAGUUUGAAUCCACAGACUAUUUUGAUAUGUAACGUUACAGAUACAGCUUUUUUGUGUUUUCUUUGCAUUAACAACACUUAGGGCAGUUUUCCUGGACACAGAUUAACCCUAGUCCUAGACUGAAAAGCAUGUUCAAUGGAAAUUCGCCAUUGAAAUGACCUAUGCUGUGAUCUGGAAACUGGUCCAUAAUGUUUUGUUUUACCAGUUACAAUCUCAACCCAGGGUACAGAAGCCAGCUAUGGGGAUACCCACCCAGCAACACUGGAGCUAUGUAAUUGUGCCAAAUAUUUGAUUAUUACCAUGGACCAUUUUGAGGUUAGGUUAUAUUGUGCAGAUGAACUCACUCAAUAGACAAAGAGUAUACCAAACAUUAGGAACACCUUCCCAAUAUUGAGUUCCUUCUUUAACCUGUCUCCUUCCCUUCAUCUACACUGAUUGAAGUGGAUUUAACAAGUGACAUCAAUAAGGGAUCAUAGCUUUCACCUGGUCAUUCAAAGUCAUGGAAACAGGUGUUCAUAAUGUGUUGUAUACUCAUGAGUUUAUAUUUUAUUCAUUAUUUUAUGAAAGGCCAAAUUGUCUAAAAAAUAUAUAUUUUGUCAUUAAGUUACAUUCCACAAUGUUAUAUUGUAAUUAGCUAAUCCAUUUAUUUUUCUAAUAUGUCUAAGCAUGUCUGCAGUCUCUUCAUAUUUUAGAGUAGGCCUCCAUUGAUCAAUAGGUGAAUAAACACAUUUCCAAUUCA